Molecule: messenger RNA, 5655 nt
Organism: Pan troglodytes (chimpanzee)
Lineage: Eukaryota; Metazoa; Chordata; Mammalia; Primates; Hominidae
Gene: NRAP
Product: nebulin related anchoring protein
Exons: 42
Coding region: 199-5394 (1731 amino acids)
Biological process (GO): cardiac muscle thin filament assembly
Cellular component (GO): Z disc
Molecular function (GO): actin filament binding
Source: RefSeq, a predicted model, not a curated record
UGGCAGCUUUAAAAACCAUCCAACUGCUGACUUCAAACUAGAAGGUCAGCAAAGGAAAGUGGAAGUUGGAUUCUGAAAGAUCGAGGUGCCCACAGGAAUUUUACGGUCGUCGGAUUUUGAAGACUUGAACUAGACUGGGGGUUCUCCUUGCAUUUCUUGCGUGUUGCCUAUCUUUGUCCUCUCUCUUCCGGCUUCGAGAUGAAUGUGCAGCCCUGUUCUAGGUGUGGGUAUGGGGUUUAUCCUGCCGAGAAGAUCAGCUGUAUAGAUCAGAUAUGGCAUAAAGCCUGUUUUCACUGUGAAGUUUGCAAGAUGAUGCUGUCUGUUAAUAACUUUGUGAGUCACCAGAAAAAGCCGUACUGUCACGCCCAUAACCCUAAGAACAACACUUUCACCAGUGUCUAUCACACUCCAUUAAACCUAAAUGUGAGGACAUUUCCAGAGGCCAUCAGUGGGAUCCGUGACCAAGAAGAUGGUGAACAGUGUAAAUCAGUUUUUCAUUGGGACAUGAAAUCCAAGGAUAAGGAAGGUGCACCUAACAGGCAGCCACUGGCAAAUGAGAGAGCCUAUUGGACUGGAUAUGGGGAAGGGAAUGCUUGGUGCCCAGGAGCUCUGCCAGACCCCGAAAUUGUAAGGAUGGUUGAGGCUCAAAAGUCUCUUGGUGAGGAAUAUACAGAAGACUAUGAGCAACCCAGGGGCAAGGGGAGCUUUCCAGCCAUGAUCACACCUGCUUAUCAAAGGGCCAAGAAAGCCAACCAGCUGGCCAGCCAAGUGGAGUAUAAGAGAGGGCAUGAUGAACGCAUCUCCAGGUUCUCCACGGUGGCGGAUACUCCUGAGCUGCUACGGAGCAAGGCUGGGGCACAGCUUCAAAGUGAUGUGAGAUACACAGAGGACUAUGAACAACAAAGAGGGAAAGGCAGUUUCCCUGCGAUGAUCACACCCGCCUAUCAGAUAGCCAAAAGAGCCAAUGAGCUGGCAAGUGAUGUGAGGUACCAUCAACAAUAUCAAAAAGAAAUGAGGGGAAUGGCUGGUCCAGCCAUUGGAGCUGAGGGCAUCUUGACAAGGGAAUGUGCAGACCAAUAUGGCCAGGGUUACCCGGAGGAGUAUGAGGAGCACAGGGGAAAGGGCAGCUUCCCAGCUAUGAUCACUCCAGCAUAUCAGAACGCCAAGAAAGCUCACGAACUCGCUAGUGACAUAAAAUACAGGCAGGACUUCAAUAAGAUGAAAGGCGCUGCACAUUAUCACUCGCUUCCAGCUCAAGACAACUUGGUUCUCAAACGGGCUCAGAGCGUAAACAAACUCGUGAGUGAGGUGGAGUAUAAGAAGGAUCUGGAAAGUAGUAGAGGUCACAGUAUCAACUACUGUGAAACACCUCAAUUCAGGAACGUGAGCAAGAUCUCAAAAUUUACCAGUGAUAAUAAAUAUAAAGAAAACUACCAGAACCACAUGAGAGGCCGCUAUGAAGGAGUUGGUAUGGACAGACGCACUCUGCAUGCUAUGAAAGUUGGCAGCCUGGCAAGCAACGUUGCCUACAAAGCUGAUUAUAAACAUGAUAUUGUCGACUACAACUACCCAGCCACUCUCACGCCUUCCUAUCAAACAACUAUGAAACUGGUGCCCUUGAAAGAUGCCAAUUAUAGGCAGAGCAUCGACAAGUUGAAGUACAGCUCGGUGACUGACACUCCACAGAUUGUUCAAGCCAAAAUCAAUGCCCAGCAGCUGAGUCAUGUGAAUUACCGUGCUGACUAUGAGAAAAAUAAGUUGAAUUACACAUUGCCCCAGGAUGUUCCUCAGCUGGUGAAGGCCAAAACCAAUGCCAAACUCUUCAGUGAGGUUAAGUAUAAAGAAGGCUGGGAGAAGACAAAGGGGAAAGGAUUUGAGAUGAAGCUGGAUGCCAUGUCUCUGCUGGCCGCCAAAGCCUCUGGGGAGCUUGCUAGCAAUAUUAAAUAUAAAGAAGAAUAUGAAAAGACAAAAGGCAAAGCCAUGGGAACAGCCGACUCUAGGCUUCUGCACUCCCUGCAGAUUGCUAAGAUGAGCAGUGAGGUUGAAUAUAAGAAAGGCUUUGAAGAGAGUAAGACCCGGUUUCACCUGCCCAUGGAUAUGGUAAACAUCAGGCAUGCUAAGAAGGCCCAAGCUCUCGCCAGUGACCUGGACUACAGGAAGAAACUGCAUGAAUACACUGUGCUGCCUGAAGAUAUGAAGACUCAGUGGGCCAAGAAGGCCUAUGGGCUCCAGAGCGAGCUGCAGUACAAGGCUGACCUGGCAUGGAUGAAGGGAGUUGGGUGGCUGACAGAGGGGAGUCUCAACUUGGAACAAGCCAAGAAGGCUGGACAGCUGGUCAGCGAGAAAAACUACCGGCAGAGGGUCGAUGAGCUGAAGUUCACCAGCGUGACCGACAGCUCCCAGAUGGAGCACGCCAAGAAGAGCCAGGAGCUACAGAGCAGGGUGGCCUACAAGGCAGGAAAUGAGCAGUCUGUCCAUCAGUAUACCAUCAGCAAAGACGAGCCUCUCUUCCUGCAGGCCCGAGCCAAUGCUGCAAAUCUCAGCGAGAAACUGUAUAAGAGCAGCUGGGAAAACCAGAAAGCAAAAGGGUUUGAGCUGCGUCUUGACUCCUUGACCUUCCUGGCAGCCAAAGCCAAGAGGGACCUGGCUAGCGAGGUGAAGUACAAGGAGGAUUAUGAGAGAUCCAGAGGGAAGCUCAUUGGGGCAAAAGAUGUACAGGGAGAUUCGCAAAUGAGCCACUCACUGCAAAUGUCCAAGCUGCAGAGUGAGCUGGAGUACAAGAAGGGAUUCGAGGACACCAAAUCCCAAUGCCACGUCUCCCUGGACAUGGUCCACCUCGUGCAUGCCCGCAAAGCUCAGCAUUUAGCCACAGACAUAGGCUACAAGACAGCGGAACAUCACUUUACGGCUUUGCCCACAGACAUGAAAGUGGAAUGGGCCAAGAAGGCUUAUGGCUUACAGAGUGAUAACCAAUACAGGGCAGAUGUGAAGUGGAUGAAAGGCACGGGCUGGGUCGCCACCGGGUCAUUAAAUGUGGAGCAGGCGAAGAAGGCAGGAGAACUCAUUAGCGAGAAGAAGUACCGUCAGCAUCCAGAUGCUUUGAAGUUUACCAGUAUUAAAGACACUCCGGAGAUGGUCCAGGCCAGAAUUAGUUAUACCCAAGCAGUGGAUAGAUUAUACAGGGAACAAGGAGAAAACAUAAAGCAUCAUUACACACCGACUGCUGACCUCCCUGAAGUCCUGAUGGCCAAGCUGAAUGCCAUGAAUAUCAGUGAGACACGUUAUAAGGAAUCCUGGAGCAAACUUCGAGACGGUGGCUAUAAACUGAGGUUGGAUGCCCUUCCAUUCCAAGCAGCAAAGGCUUCUGGUGAAAUCAUAAGUGAUUACAAAUACAAAGAGGCAUUUGAGAAAAUGAAAGGACAGAUGCUUGGUUCCCGGACCUUGGAAGAUGAUAUCAGCCUUGCACAUUCAGUGUAUGCGACCUCACUGCAGAGUGAUGUGAAUUACAAGAAAGGCUUUGAACACUCAAAGGCACAGUUCCAUCUGCCGUUGGACAUGGCCGCCCUGGUGCAUGCCAAGAAGGCUCAGACCCUGGCCAGCAAUCAGGACUACAAACAUCCACUGCCCCAGUACACUUCCUUGGCAGAAGACCUGAGGCUGAGCUGUGCCAAGAAAGCUCACAAAUUGCAGAGUGAGAAUUUGUACCGGUCAGACCUGAACUUUAUGCGAGGUGUUGCAUGUGUCAUUCCAGGCACGUUGGAGAUUGAAGGGAGGAAGAAAGCAUCGGAACUCAUCAGUGAGAGUAAAUAUCGGCAGCAUCCCCACUCAUUCAAGUACACAGCUGUGACAGACACUCCCAACCUCCUUCAUGCGAAAUUCAGCAACCAGAUAACGAAUGAGCGCCUCUAUAAAGCAGCUGGAGAGGAUGCAAGACACCAGUAUACAAUGACCCUGGGUCUGCCCGAGUUCAUCCGAGCAAAAACGAAUGCAGCCAACCUGAGUGACGCAAGAUACAAAGAGUCCUGGCGUAAUCUUCGUGCUCAAGGCUACAAGCUGACAAUAGAAGCGCUCCCCUUCCAGGCUGCCCGGGCCUCUGGAGAUAUAGCCAGUGAUUUUCUCUACAGACAUGACUUUGUGAAGGAGCGAGGGAAACUCAUAGGGCCCCAGAGUGUAAGAGACGACCCCCGGAUCCAGCACUGCCGGCGCAUGGGCCAGCUGCAGAGCGAGCUUCAGUACAGGAGGGGGGCGACCAGCAGCCAAGCCCAGUUCCAUCUGCCCAUGGACAUGGUGCACCUGGUCCAUGCCAAGAAUGCCCAGGCUCUGGCCAGCGACCACGACUACAGGACACAGUAUCGCAAGUUCACAGCACUGCCCGAGGACCUGAAGAUGGCCUGGGCCAAGAAAGCCCAUGCCCUGCAGAGUGAGUUGCGCUACAAGUCAGACCUGAUCGGCAUGAAGGGCAUAGGAUGGCUGGCGCUGAGAUCCCCACAGAUAGAGAGUGCAAAGAAGGCUGGAGAACUCAUCAGCGAGACCAAGUACCGUAAAAAACCAGACAGUAUCAAGUUCACCACAGUGGUUGACUCCCCAGACCUGGUUCAUGCCAAGAACAGCUAUAUGCACUGCAAUGAGCGCAUGUAUAGAUCUGGAGAUGCAGAAUCCCUGCACAGAUACACCCUGAUCCCCGACCAUCCCGAUUUCACCCGAGCUCGCCUCAAUGCGCUGCAUCUGAGUGACAAAGUCUACAGAAACUCCUGGGAGCAGACCCGGGCUGGCAGUUAUGACUUCAGGCUGGACGCCAUCCCCUUCCAGACUGCCCGGGCAUCCAGGGAGAUCGCCAGUGAUUUCCGGUACAAAGAGGCUUUCCUGCGGGACCGAGGCCUGCAGAUCGGGUACCGCAGUGUCGACGAUGACCCAAGGAUGAAGCAUUUCCUCAACGUUGGCAGGCUCCAGAGUGACAAUGAGUACAAGAAGGACUUUGCCAAGAGUCGGUCCCAGUUUCACAGCAGCACGGAGCAGCCCGGCCUCCUUCAGGCCAAGAGGAGCCAGCAGCUGGCCAGUGAUGUGCACUACAGGCAGCCCCUGCCCCAGCCCACCUGCGACCCGGAGCAGCUGGGCCUCAGGCACGCUCAGAAGGCCCACCAGCUGCAGAGUGAUGUCAAGUAUAAAUCAGACUUGAACCUGACCAGAGGUGUUGGCUGGACCCCUCCUGGCUCCUACAAAGUGGAAAUGGCUCGGCGGGCUGCGGAACUGGCCAACGCAAGGGGCCUGGGUCUCCAGGGAGCUUACCAGCGGGGGGCAGAAGCAGUGGAGGCUGGAGAUCAUCAGAGUGGGGAGGUGAACCCAGAUGCCACUGAGAUUCUGCACGUCAAAAAGAAGAAGGCCCUGCUGUUGUGAGCCAUGUCCACCCUGAUUCCUGAGAGGCCAGAGAGGAAGUUUGUUCACCAGAGACAGGCUUCAGAUGGCUUUGAUUUCGGCAAGCUGGAAUGGCCCACCAGCCCAUCCCAGAUCUUCCUUUAUUAUUUUAAUAACUCUGAAAGCAGAUGGAGAAUGUUGUAUUUGUGGUCCUCUCUUAUACCUAGACAUGGAUGGCUGAUUCUGUUGAGUGCCUCGAGUGUCUGGGCUGAGGAAUAAAGAUGUGAUGGUGGUUCCCGCUGA